Molecule: messenger RNA, 1070 nt
Organism: Gracilinanus agilis (Agile Gracile Mouse Opossum)
Lineage: Eukaryota; Metazoa; Chordata; Mammalia; Didelphimorphia; Didelphidae
Gene: DNAAF6
Product: dynein axonemal assembly factor 6
Exons: 5
Coding region: 1-591 (196 amino acids)
Biological process (GO): axonemal dynein complex assembly; flagellated sperm motility
Cellular component (GO): cytoplasm
Molecular function (GO): protein-folding chaperone binding; dynein intermediate chain binding
Source: RefSeq, a predicted model, not a curated record
AUGGCCGAGGAAGGAGGUGCUGACGAGGGUGCUUUGCCUGUACUUGCCUUCAGGCCUAGGCUGCUCCCCUUUAAGCUGAGCUCUCUGCCUGUCUCCAGGGGCCUUGAUGCUUGUGCACAUUGGUGUGUCUGGUUCUACUGGCAGCCUCACAUCUGCAUGCGGCUGAGACUGUUCAACCCUCCAAAUAAGCCUGAAAAUAGAAAGGACAUCUGGGAUCCGGAGGAGGUGCCAGAAGGAUCGGAGUUUGAUGACAUGUGGGACCCCCGGGAACAGCCAGAGUAUGACAUUAUAUUCAAACAGCAUGUGGGAGCUGAGGAUGUAUUCCUGGGCAUGACCAGAAAGGACCCUUCAACAGCCUGCUGUGAGGAUCUCUUGGUUAAAAUUAAAUUGCCAAGUAUCAAGUCUUCUGACAUCACUCUGGAUAUCCACGAAAAAGUGCUCGAUCUCAGGACCCCCAAGCAUAAGUUGGUCCUGCACCUUCCCCAUCCUGUGGACAGCAAGACGGGAAAAGCGAGCUUUAUCACAGAAACAGAGAUCCUUGAAGUCACCUUGACUAUGAAAAGAGAGUUUGAUUUCCUUAAUUUUUUCUGAAGCUGGAAUGGGGUAAGAUAAGAUUUUUUGUCUAGUAAGACUAGAAGUAUCGUCAAAGACCAGCGAAAACUCCCCGGAUACUGAAUGAUUGUAUUGAUGGUGACUAGAGCGUCCAUUUAUGGGGUGAUCACUAAGGAAUUGAUUUGUGCCCACAUACUCAGUUUACUAGUUACAACAGGGGAAAUAUUUAGAUAGAGAAUGGCUAGUCCUUUCAUUUCAGCAGUCUUGAGGAUUCACCAAGCCAGUAAAACAUGCAACGGCUUAAUCCGUUGUUCAACAAUUGGUACCAUAGGAUGGCCAAAACCAAUUCAACCAAAGCAAAAAAAAAAAAAAAAAAAAGGGCCUAAUUUCUGUUAUUGGGUCAACUUUGGUUAAACUAUCUAGACUUCACAAAAUGUUCCCAUGAGUGGCAUACAGGAUGUCCCAAAAUUUAAGCUUAAAAAAUUAAAACUACAGAGGAGAAGCAGCUAGGUGGCUCC